GUCAGAUGUCCUUAAGAGAAAAAACCCACAUCCUUUUCAUUUUCAAUAUAUAUUAGGCACUUAUUAUGCAAGAACACACUGCAGCAAUAAUGGGGCUUCUCUUCACGUUGUCUGCUUCUGCUACCAUUAUUCUCCUGGUAAUUCCUGGAGAUUCAUGUGUGGACAUCAUUGGAGGGUAUGCAGUGGCUCCACAUUCAAGACCAUAUAUGGCCCUAAUCAAAGGGAAAGAAUAUUGUGGAGGAGCUUUGAUCAAAGAGAACUGGGUGUUAACAGCAGCCCAUUGUAAAAUUGAUAGAAGAAGCACAGUUGUUCUUGGAGCUCAUUCACUUUCAAAGAAAGAGAAAGAACAACAGAGGUUGAAGAUUGCAAGACCAAUUAGCUUCCCAUGCUUUAAUAAUCAGACAAAAGAAAAUGACAUUAUGCUUCUCCAGCUUCAACAGAGAGCAAAAAUUAAUAAAGCUGUGAAAAUCAUUAAGCUACCUAACACAGACACUGAUCCCAAACCAGGAACAAAGUGCCAAGUAGCAGGAUGGGGAAUAAUUAAGAAUCAAGAGCGUAAACUUUCUGAUAUCCUGAGGGAAGUCAACAUCACCAUCAUCGACAGAAGAAUCUGCAAUGAUCAGAAUCACUAUAAUUAUAACCCCAUGAUAACAAUGAACAUGGUGUGUGCUGGCGAUGAGAAAGGAGGAAAAGACUCAUGUGAUGGGGAUUCUGGUGGUCCUUUGAUAUGUAAUGGUGAAUUGAAAGGCAUCACCUCCUUUGGCAAGGCAAAGAAGUGUGGUACUCCUCAAUACCCUGGUGUCUACGCUCGUCUUACGAAGAAACAUCUUCUCUGGAUAAAGCAAACCAUAGGGGGUGACAUAGAUUAAGUCAGUCACUGACUGAUUUUCUAUUGCUCUGAUAUACAUUUACUUGUACCAAAAUUUAUUUUUGGAUGACGCAGUCAGUAUGACCAGAGUAUUAUUCAGUAGCUUCAUGUACAUACUAUAGUUGAAGUAGUAAUUUCACUAUAAGCCCUUUCAAUGGCUUGUAACUUUCCCAUCAGAAUUCACUUUGGGGCACAAAUUUCAUCUAUGUGAUUCCAGCAAAGAAAUGACCUUAACCCCAGCACAACAUGAACAUAGUAUUCACCUAUAACAGUAUAUGCCCUGUAGUCUCAGCCAUAGAGGGGCUAAACAGGUGCUUCAUGGCUAAGGAAAGAAGUAUUACCUCACCCUUACAAAGUACAUUUACUAGAUCUCUGCAUAGAUAAUGAGCAUGUCAGCUCAAGGUCCAAUCCGACUCCCACUGAACUGAGUAGAAUUUGGCCCUAAUUGCAUAUUGAGAAUAACUACACAUAUCUAGAUCUGGAUUUCCGUAAAAAUCCUAGAGAGUCACUGAGAGUCUAGGAAUAAUCCCAGAAUCCUGGAGAUACUGUUGAUGCCUCUCCUUCCUCUGAUGAUCCCAUGAUUUAUGUUUGCCCCCCACCCUCUGAAGGCCCUCUGAAGGGGGCUAUGAGGUCUGGCAGCCUGAGGACAUGGCGUUUCAAAGACUGAAUACUUCACAGGGAAGUUUAUUUGACUGUGAAAUCUAAUGAUUUUGGAUUUCCUAACGUCUAUGUAUUUCAAAACUUCAACCAUUUCAUUCCAUUAUAAUAUUUUGCAUUUAAUAAAGA
Mauremys mutica (yellowpond turtle) is the source of this 1654-nucleotide messenger RNA. Its product is annotated as granzyme A-like. The coding region runs from base 66 to 869 and encodes 267 amino acids. Gene Ontology annotation, biological process: proteolysis. The transcript has 5 exons. The record is from RefSeq and is a predicted model, not a curated record. NCBI's taxonomy places the organism in Eukaryota, Metazoa, Chordata, Testudines, Geoemydidae. Gene Ontology annotation, molecular function: serine-type endopeptidase activity.